CCCGCCAUGCCGCGACUCCUCUCUCCACGCGCCCUCGCGUCGUCGCGACUCUCCCUCGAAGCGACGGUGCUUCCGGGUCGUCGCGCGCGCGCCUCGCCGCGCGCGCGCGUCGCCGUCGCGCGGGCGUCCUCGCUGACCAUCGCUCGACCGGACGACUGGCACCUGCACGUCCGCGACGCCUCAAAGCUCGCCGACGUCGUCCCGUUCACGUCGAAGACGUUCAAGCGCGCGCUGGUGAUGCCGAACCUGACGCCGCCCGUGCGCACGGCGAGCGAGGCUGAAAAGUACCGGGAACUCAUCGCGAAGGCGGCGCCGGCGAGCGACGGAUUCGAACCGCACAUGACGCUGUAUCUCACGGAUAACACCACGGUAGAGCAAGUCGAGGAAGCGCACGCGUGUGGAUUCGUGCGAGGGUAUAAGCUGUACCCGGCAGGGGCGACGACGAACAGUGAAUUUGGGGUGACGGAUGUGGCGAACGUGGCGAAGGCGACGAAACGCAUGGCGGAACUGGGGCUGACGUUGCAAGUGCACGGAGAAGUGACGCACGCGAGCGUGGACGUGUUCGAUCGAGAGGCGAGAUUCAUUCAGGACGUUUUGAUGCCGCUGUUGGAUAGAUCUCCGGAUUUGAGGGUGGUGAUGGAACACAUCACGACGCGCGACGCCGCCGAGUUUGUCGCCGCGGCGGGGCCGAACGUCGCAGCGUCAGUGACGCCGCAACACGUGCUGUUCAAUCGUAACGCCCUUUUCAAGGGUGGUUUAAGACCACAUUUCUAUUGCUUGCCCAUCUUAAAGCGUGAGGAGCAUCGCGAAGCCGUGCUCGCGGCGGCGACGAGCGGGAGCGGCAAGUUUUUCCUCGGCACCGACAGCGCGCCGCACCCCAAAGGCGCAAAGGAGGCCGCGUGCGGGUGCGCGGGUAUCUUCUCUGCGCAUGCCGCGUUGCCACUCUACGCCAUGGCUUUCGAAUCCGUCGACGCGCUCGACAAGCUCGAGGCGUUUGCGUCGCACAACGGAGCCGACUUUUACCGCGUCCCGCGUAACACCGAGACGGUGACGUUGGAGAAGAAGGCUUGGAAAGUGCCGGAUGAGUACAAGUUUGGUGACACUACGGUGGUGCCAUUUUACGCGGGUGAGGAAAUUCCGUGGAGCGUGGUGUAA
Molecule: messenger RNA, 1155 nt
Organism: Ostreococcus lucimarinus CCE9901
Lineage: Eukaryota; Viridiplantae; Chlorophyta; Mamiellophyceae; Mamiellales; Bathycoccaceae
Exons: 1
Coding region: 7-1155 (382 amino acids)
Biological process (GO): 'de novo' pyrimidine nucleobase biosynthetic process; pyrimidine nucleotide biosynthetic process
Cellular component (GO): cytoplasm
Molecular function (GO): dihydroorotase activity
Source: RefSeq, a predicted model, not a curated record